Ictalurus punctatus (channel catfish) is the source of this 1480-nucleotide messenger RNA. RefSeq names its product E3 ubiquitin-protein ligase TRIM39-like. Lineage: Eukaryota; Metazoa; Chordata; Actinopteri; Siluriformes; Ictaluridae. Gene Ontology annotation, molecular function: protein binding. The record is from RefSeq and is a predicted model, not a curated record. The transcript has 9 exons. The coding region runs from base 247 to 1119 and encodes 290 amino acids.
AUUCUUGAAGAUUCCUACUAGUCAGUGGUAAGUCUGCAUCGGUCUUUCACUCUGCAUAACGGGCAAACAGGCUUCGCGUCAACACAGACUCCAGGGUGAAACUUUUCCACAUGUGUCCUCCGUUUUGCUUGUUGUCCAGAAAAGCUGAAAAGCCCAGUCAGGAGACGCCAAAUUGUCCUGGAAAUUAGACAACACUCGCAGACUUGUCCUCUGAAGACAUGCUUGGCAGCUGCUCAGACCUCAACCAUGCAGCUAAGGAGGGUGGCAACCAGCAAAAUGACGCAUUUGCACAGGACAAGUACAAGUCCACAACUGCACAAGUACAGAAUACAGAAGAUGGUGUUCUGUUUUUUGAUUCGGACAGUUAGCGCUGCAGACCGGGUCACUCUGCGGAGGAGGACUCUGAUAGGGGCAGUCACGGUGAGCGCCCUCAUUAUUCUCGCUCUCCUCGGUGGAAUCGUUAUCACUGCUCAUAGAUUAAUGGAAGUGCUCGACCAGCUUAAUACAGUGUCAGAUGUUACUAAGGAGUUUCCAAGUCUGUCAAGAAAAGAAGGGAUUGUUCCAGAGGAAGUGUGGCGUUGGAUUGUAGCAGCUAAAGCUGCUAUGACUCUUAACCCUCAGUCGGCUCACGAGCUUCUCAGCGUGAGCAGCGAUGGUAAAAGACUCUACCAAGCGUCCUCAAGCAGUCCUCCCCGUGUCAGCACGACUGAGACAUACCUUUGGUGUCUCUGUGUUGCAUCUAAGAACCUGCUGAAUACCAGGGCUUAUUUUGAACUUGAGGUGACGCAGAGUGUGCCGUGGACUCUGGGGCUGUGUACUGAGUCUUUCAAUGCAGACAACACCCCUGAUACACAUCCUGAACGUGGCAUCUGGACGAUAAGAUCAGCAGAGAGUAAAAUAAUAAUCAAUGACGGUAAAGCCACUCCAACGCCGUACGCCACACCGGCUAAGCUCGGUCUGUAUUUGGACUAUGCUCGAGGUCAGGUGUCCUUCUACGAUUCGGUGGCUAGACUUCACCUGCACACUUAUCUUACCAGCUUUAAAGAAAAACUUCGUUUCUAUGCUGCUGUUCGGGUUGGGAUAGAGGAGACCCAAGAAGCGUUAAUUUCAUUUGUUUAAUUCUGAUAUUUGAGUAGGUUAGGUUCGGGUGGAUUAUUAAUGUACCUUCAUUUUAAAUCAAAGCUGCCUUAUUGCCUCUAAUGUGUUUUCUUUCUUAUUUUGAACUUCUACUAUGGAAAAUAACCCCAAGCAGAAUUAAAUAAAGCUGUAUUUUAACCUGCAUGCUACAACUCAAAAUCUAUUAAUACAUAAAGUGCAUGAAAUAUCAGUCACACACACACACACACACACACACACACACACACACACACACACACACACACACACACACACACACACAGUGAUUGUUUCAUAUGUGUAAGAUACAUACUAGACAUGCCUUCCUUUUUUGUAUGAAUAUUGUAAUGAUGAACAUAAACUU